AUGGACGAGUCGUCUCUGUUGGAUCUGCUGGAGUGUUCCGUGUGUUUGGAGCGGCUGGACACUACAGCUAAAGUCCUGCCUUGCCAACACACCUUCUGUCGCCGCUGCUUGGAGAACAUAGUCAGCUCCAGAAACGAACUGAGAUGUCCCGAAUGUCGUAUCCUAGUCGGCUGUGAGGUGGACGACCUCCCGCGAAUAUCUUGCUGGUCCGCCUUGCUGGACGGGAUCAAACAGCGGCCACGGAAUGCAGGCAGUACCAGGCAGUCCCAGGUGGGGGGCGGAGAGUCAUUGGGUUGUGCAGCCGGGAUCAGCGCCUCUCCCCCGGGCAGUGGGAUCAGGGACCUGCCGGUGGCCACAAGGAGCUCCCCCGUCAAGAGUGUCCCGGCCCUGCCCUGUGGGAAGGUCGAACGUAUCUCUCCUCUCUCCUCCAGAGUGUCCCGGCCCUGCCCUGUGGGAAGAGUGUCCCCGGCCCGCCUGGACGCCUGUGGGAAGGUCCUAAACAGUGGUGCCGCCCCUGCCCUGUGGGAGAGGUCUAACGGUAUCUCUCAGCUCCGUGAAAGAUCUUCGCAGAGUGUCCCCGCCUGCCCUGGAGUGGGCCAGGCCUCGUGGCCGGCACCCUGUGGAGGUGGGGCCGUACGUAAUUCUAACUCUCCUCCUGUACCAGAAGUGGUGGAGGCGGUCCCUGCCCUCAGUGUCCCGGCCCUGCCCUGUGAAGGUCUAACGUAUCUCUACUUCUCUCUUCCAGGAGUGGUCCCGGCCCUGCCCAGAGUGUCCCCGGCCUGCCCUGUGGGAGAGUGUAACGUAUCUUCUCCUCUCUCCUCCAGAGUGUUCCGGCCCUCCCUGUGGGAAAGGUCUAACAGUGUUCCGCGCCCUGCCCUGUGUGGGAAGGCUCUCUACUCCUAUGAGGGAAGAACCCGGAGACCUGCAGUUUCGCUAAAGCUAAAUGAAACAGCCAAACAGUUGAUGGAGAUUGACAAGCCGACACCCAAUCCCGUCCCUGGCCCCAGCUCUGACCCACCCCCCGGCCUCCCAUUGGGUCCCUGCUCCUCUGGCCCCUCCCCUAAGCCAUCCUCUCCAGGAAGCAGCAAUGGCGCCCUCCAGAGGCGAGGGGAGGAGAGGAGAGGAGGAGAGGAGAGGAGAGGAGGAGAGGGGAAGAAGAAUGCUAAGAAGCGCCACUCCUUCACAGCUCUGAGUGUGACGCAGCGGACAGCACAGCUCAACAACAGACACAGUAUGGAGAUCUCCCACCCUGUCCUCAUCAGCUCCUCUGACCCCAGGGCUGCUGCACGGAUACAGGACUCUCCCCCUGGUCCCUCUCCCUCCUCAGUAGGGGUUCUGGUUCCUCCCAGAGUGGCUUCAGUCACCUCAGAACUGCUGGCUCAAGCCAAGGUCCAACUACCACUCAACAUCUACCUGGCCCUGUAUGCGUAUAAGCCCCAGAAGGCAGAUGAGUUGGAGCUGAGGAAAGGAGAGAUGUACCGCGUCACAGAGAAGUGUCAGGACGGGUGGUUUAAAGGAACCUCUCUACGCACCGCGGCUUCAGGUGUCUUCCCUGGAAACUACGUCACACCCGUGUCCAGAGCUCCGUUUGCAGUGGGUGGUUCGCGGAACUCCUGUCUCUCAGGGCAGGUGGGAGGGGCGGGACAGGGGAGUAAGGCAGCCUCCCCUUCCUCCCCCCAGUCUGCCGCUGCUCAGCUGAAGAACUGCCUUCGCUCUGGACAACAAACAGUUAACCAGGCCCGCUCUGCCAUGCAACUGGUCCACAGCCCGCCCGCCAGCAGCCCAGAGCGUCCCACAGCGGCCAUCUCUCCUCUCCGACGUCAGACCUCCUCCCCUCGCGCUGCGCUGGCCAAUCGCUCGCCCAAUGUCCAUGGUGUCCCCUGGCCCUUCCCCUCUCCUCCCUGCCUCGCGCCCCUCUCCUGCCUCUCCUCCCUCUCCUUCCCCGUUCCUCUCCCCUCUCAUGCCUUACCCCUCCCAACGCCAGUGCUGCCCUGCUCAAUGGAGAAUCAACCAAUCCCUUCCAGCCACCCUCACCUGGCCCCUCCCACAGCAACGCCCAGGGGCAGUCCCCCAAACCAGAGAAGAGAACUACACUCAGAUCUCAGAUCUAAAGAGAGAAGAGGAGGUCUGCUAAAGCUUCUCUCGGGAGCCGCGGCCAAGAGAAAGUCAUCGCGCUCUCCCCAUCCUCCCCCCGACCCUCCCCCUGUCGGGUGCCGUCCUCCCACAUCACACCGCUCUGGCUCCUGUCCAAUGGAAGCUCAGGGGCGUGCCGGGUCUUGUCCAAUUGAAAGUGAGAUGGUGGGGCAUGGGGUUAGAGCCUCUGCACAGGAAGUCAGGAUCUCGACCUCAACUUCCCCCGGUCGCCCCGACGCCCCGCACCGGAAACGCACUGCUGGCCUCCGGCCUGAACCCAAACCCCUGUCCAGAGAGAGGUAUCGUGUGGUUGUGCCCUACCCCCCUCAGAGCGAGGCAGAGAUCGAGCUGAGAGAGGGAGACGUGGUGUUUGUUCAUAAGAAGAGAGAAGAUGGCUGGUACAAAGGCACUCUGCAGAGGACUGGACGCACUGGGCUCUUCCCCGGCAGCUUCGUAGAAAUCUUCUGAAGAGGAUCGCUACACACAAACACACAGAG
Salvelinus sp. IW2-2015 is the source of this 2630-nucleotide messenger RNA. The record is from RefSeq and is a predicted model, not a curated record. Lineage: Eukaryota; Metazoa; Chordata; Actinopteri; Salmoniformes; Salmonidae.